GACCGGUACCAAACGAUGUAAUCGGUGUUGAAUUAUUUCAACGUGAUAAUGCAAAAGAACAUCAUACAUAUAAAUAUGAAUUAUUGGAAAAAAAUAACCCGGCAUUGGUUAUACGACGUGGUGAUCCAUUUUAUUUGGCCAUCCAACUACGUAAUGUUUAUGAUCAAGAUAAUAAUAAAAUUCGUUUGGAAUUUUUAUUUGGUAAUAAUCCACAAGUUGGCAAAGGUACAUUAAUAUAUUUGCCAAUAA
Molecule: messenger RNA, 249 nt
Organism: Dermatophagoides pteronyssinus (European house dust mite)
Lineage: Eukaryota; Metazoa; Arthropoda; Arachnida; Sarcoptiformes; Pyroglyphidae
Product: hemocyte protein-glutamine gamma-glutamyltransferase-like
Biological process (GO): peptide cross-linking
Molecular function (GO): protein-glutamine gamma-glutamyltransferase activity
Source: RefSeq, a predicted model, not a curated record